Molecule: messenger RNA, 153 nt
Organism: Ambispora leptoticha
Lineage: Eukaryota; Fungi; Glomeromycota; Glomeromycetes; Archaeosporales; Ambisporaceae
Source: the annotation of a GenBank genome assembly
AACAAGAAACUUAAUGCAAAGAAGGCGAAAUCGUUGACAAACUCGCUGCCAGCAAGAACAGUCAAUCCAAAAUCUAAUCCAAGUCAAUCCUUAUCUGGCAUCGAUCCGAAGGAGUGGUUAAAAACUAGAAAAACUUGGGCUUUGUCAAAUUAA